Messenger RNA from Cynocephalus volans (Philippine flying lemur), 942 nucleotides. RefSeq names its product olfactory receptor 5P3-like. Gene Ontology annotation, cellular component: membrane. The record is from RefSeq and is a predicted model, not a curated record. Gene Ontology annotation, biological process: G protein-coupled receptor signaling pathway. NCBI's taxonomy places the organism in Eukaryota, Metazoa, Chordata, Mammalia, Dermoptera, Cynocephalidae. The coding region runs from base 7 to 942 and encodes 311 amino acids. The transcript has a single exon. Gene Ontology annotation, molecular function: olfactory receptor activity; G protein-coupled receptor activity; odorant binding.
AUAUAGAUGGAAACUGAAAAUUAUACAACUGUGACAGAGUUCAUUAUUUUGGGAUUAACAGAAGAUACUACAGUUAGUGCCAUUUUAUUUAGUGUGUUUCUAGGAAUCUAUGUUGUUACGUUAAUGGGCAACAUCAGCAUACUUAUGUUAAUCAGAAGCAGCCCUCAGCUUCAUACCCCAAUGUACUUUUUCCUCUGCCACUUGGCCUUGGUAGACAUUGGGUACUCCUCAUCAGUCACACCUGUCAUGCUCAUGGGCUUCCUAAGGAAAGGAACCUCUCUCUCUGUUGCUGGUUGUGUGACCCAACUCUACUCUGGGGUCAUGUUUGGGACAGCUGAGUGCUUCCUGCUGGCUGCCAUGGCCUAUGAUCGCUAUGUGGCCAUCUGUUCGCCCCUGCUCUACUCCAUUCACAUGUCCCCCAGAAUCUGCAUCCUCUUAGUGAGGACAUCCUAUCUAGGUGGGUGUGUGAAUGCCUGGGCAUUCGUUGGCUGCUUAUUAAGUCUGUCCUUCUGUGGGCCAAAUAAAAUCAAUCACUUUUUCUGUGACUAUUCACCACUUUUGAAGCUUUCAUGUUCUCAUGAUUUCUCUUCUGAAAUAAUUCCAUCCAUCUCUUCUGGUUCCAUCAUCGUGGUCACAGUGUUUGUCAUAGCUGUCUCCUACAUCUACAUCCUUAUCACCAUCAUGAAGAUGCGCUCCACCGAGGGGCGUCACAAGGCCUUCUCGACCUGCACCUCCCACCUCACUGCAGUCACUCUAUUCUAUGGGACUAUUACAUUCAUUUAUGUGAUGCCCAAGUCCAGCUACUCAACAGAUCAGAACAAGGUGGUGUCUGUGUUCUACAUGGUAGUGAUUCCCAUGUUGAACCCCCUUAUCUAUAGUUUCAGAAACAAGGAGAUUAAGGGGGCCCUGAAGAGAGAACUUGGUAGAAAAAUAUUUUCUUAG